Molecule: messenger RNA, 540 nt
Organism: Cottoperca gobio
Lineage: Eukaryota; Metazoa; Chordata; Actinopteri; Perciformes; Bovichtidae
Product: interferon a3-like
Exons: 5
Coding region: 1-540 (179 amino acids)
Biological process (GO): defense response; response to exogenous dsRNA
Cellular component (GO): extracellular region
Molecular function (GO): cytokine receptor binding
Source: RefSeq, a predicted model, not a curated record
AUGCUCAACGGGGUCUUCUUUGUGUGCCUGUCUCUCAGUCUGUACAGUGCAGGCUCCUCUCUGAGCUGCAGAUGGAUAAAUCAUAAAUUCAGAGAGCUCAGUGAAAAAUCUUUGGAUCUAAUAGAUACGAUGGCUAAUAACUCCACUAACUCCACUGAGGAUGCUGAAGUGGACUUCCCUAACCAUCCGUACAACAAGGCGUCCAAAGCAUCAGCUGAGGAUAAACUCCAUUUCACAGUUCAGGUUCUGGAGGAGAUUGUUUCCCUGUUUGAGGAGGAUCACAGCAAUGCAUCAUGGGAGAACAAAGAGGAGAACUUUCUCCAUGUUGUAACCCAGCAGGUUGAAGGUCUUCACUCCUGUUUUGGGAGCCAGGGCCACAAGAAGAAGAACAAGAAGCUGCACAUGUAUUUCAAGAGACUCUCAAGCCACGUCCUGAAAAAAAUGGGCCACAGUGCUGAAUCCUGGGAGCUGAUCAGGAAGGAGAUGAAAACCCAUCUGAUCAGAGCCGACCUUCUGGCUUUAUCUCUACUCACCAACUAA